AUGGGGUCAACCCUGAGCAUCUUCUCGAAGAAGCCAGUCGAGGAGGCGCCUGCGAAAGUCCCCACGGACAUUAUUGUUCCCUUUCACACAUUCGACAGCUCCCCAUACUUGCGGACAUUGAUCCUUAAUUUCACGUACCGCUUUGAUGAUGUGCUCGACGCAGAGAAACUCCGCACAUCGCUCGAGCGCCUGCUAGAGAUUGGCGAUUGGCGAAAACUAGGCGCUCGAGUGCGACUGAACGAGCAAGGCAAAGCCGAAUAUCAUAUCCCAGAGCGGUUCAGUGCAGAGCGUCCGGGUUUCAUCUUCACAAGCGAGACUCAUGACCAAAGCAUUCACCAGCAUCCUGUUGCUUCAAGAAUGCCACGCUCAGGAACAAGGCCAGCCGUGCUGAAUGACCCGUACGAGUUCCAAGCAUUGGCUGAAGGGCCAGAUGCCGCCACCAAGUUCGAGGAUUGGUCGAAGUCAGAUCGGCCACCUUUGGGCGUCCACGUGGUGACCUUUGAGGAUGCCACCCUCCUGACCCUCAGCUUCUCGCAUACGUUCAUCGAUGGCGUCGGGCGACAGCUCCUCCUCAAGGCAUGGCUGAAUGUACUCAACGGAGAAGAGCACAAGGUCCCGCCAUUGCUGGGUUACCAGGAGGAUCCUUUCGCCGCACUCGCCGGCCGAGUCCCAGCCAACAAGCAUGUGUUCUACGACCAGCUCCUGUCCAGUUGGGGCUUUGUGCGAUUGAUAUUAUCUGGAAUGUGGGAGAACUUCUGGUAUCCCAAGUUGGCAUCUCGCAUGAUUUUCCUCCCUGGCGCAUUCGUGAAGAAAUUGAAGGAUCAGGCGCUCGCCGAUAUACGCACUAGUGAUGAUUCGACGGACCAGCCAUUCCUCAGCGAGGGCGAUGUUAUUCUAGUUUGGUGGGCCCGACUCACAUGUUUGGCCAUGGGGAUCCCACCGGGCCGGCAAAUGACGCUCAACAACGCCUUCAACUUUCGAGGCGUGAUUGAUCAAUUCCUCCCGCCGACUUCCGCAUUCAUCGGCAAUGCCGUCUCCAGCAGCAGCACGAGUUUCACAGCAUCUCAACUGUUCUCCCUACCCUUGGGCCAGCUCGCCCUGCAGGUGCGACACUCACUACAGCAGCAACGAAGUCAAGAACAGGUCGAAGCAUACGCCAGCCUUCUUGCAGAGAGGGAGGCGCUCGGCAAGCCCGCAUUAUUUGGCCGUCCUGAUGCACUUGGGAUUUACUGGUCAAAUUGGCAUAAAGCGAGAUUUUUCCAGAUGGACUUUUCGGCUGCCGUUUCGAAGAUAGGCACGCCGCUUGAACAGCGGAAGAAUGGAGCCGGUGUGCCUUCAUAUAUCAACGUCGCGGGCCAUCAGAGCUCAUUCAAGAUCCGAAAUGGAGGACCGCUAAUCGGGCGGGAUGCAGCUGGGGAUUGGUGGAUGCAAUGGCCGAUGCGUGCUGACGCAUGGCCUGCUGUGGAGAAGAGAGUUCAGCAGCUGGCAGACGAGAUGUAG
Messenger RNA from Dissoconium aciculare CBS 342.82, 1500 nucleotides. RefSeq lists its product as uncharacterized. The coding region runs from base 1 to 1500 and encodes 499 amino acids. The transcript is spliced from 3 exons. Lineage: Eukaryota; Fungi; Ascomycota; Dothideomycetes; Mycosphaerellales; Dissoconiaceae. The record is from RefSeq and is a predicted model, not a curated record.